Tetranychus urticae (two-spotted spider mite) is the source of this 2659-nucleotide messenger RNA. Its product is annotated as proton-coupled zinc antiporter SLC30A1. Gene Ontology annotation, molecular function: zinc ion transmembrane transporter activity. Gene Ontology annotation, biological process: intracellular zinc ion homeostasis; zinc ion transmembrane transport; detoxification of zinc ion. NCBI's taxonomy places the organism in Eukaryota, Metazoa, Arthropoda, Arachnida, Trombidiformes, Tetranychidae. The record is from RefSeq and is a predicted model, not a curated record. Gene Ontology annotation, cellular component: membrane.
AAACUGCAAAAAUCUGAAUAAGCUCAGUUGAAAUCCUGAGCUCUAACUGCUAAUAAAAGGGUUCGUUGAUUGAAGUUUGUAUCUUAUUCUGUUAUUUUUGCAAUAAAUACAAACUCGAUCAACAUUAUUGUUUUACUUUACUUUUUGUUAGCAUGUUGAUUACUUUAAUUGUGAAUAAUGUCUCGUGUUUUUAAAUGAAUCACAGCAAAUCUUUACUUCAACAACAACAGAUUUUUUGAUCAACUGUUUUUAUUUUCCUAUUGAUACUUAAUAAUUUGUGUUGCUCUUUUCUCUUAGUAAUUGCAAUAAUUCUCCUGUAUUUUUUUGUCUCAAGUUUUUCACGAUAAGUCUACUCUAACUAUUUUUACAAUCAACACUAAUUUAUCUGGUCUUUCAACGGUGUCUAAUUGUUAAAUUAUCUUACCUUUGGUCCAACUUAACUUUUGUUCACCACCAAAAACGAGCUUAAUCAUCACUCCUUUAUAAAUUCACCCUUAACCACAACAUCAUCAUUUUUAUUUUAUUUUUACUUUCAAUAAUUUACAAUAACUUAACACAAAGCUAAAUUUAAUAUCGUAUUAUUUCUAAUUUACACUCCAUUUUACGUUGAAAAUUUAUAAUGUGUCUUUCCAUCUCUAGUUAACUGAUUUGCAACGAUCUAGACUGAAACUAACACUAGUUAAUAAAGUGAAUACUUCCAUUGUCCUGUUUCAAAUUUACAAUCAAAAAAAUUGUAAUUAACAUAUCUCAUCCUUUUUGAUAAUAAAGGCCAAACAUCAAUAAUCAAAAUGUCAGCUGAAAACAAAGGAGCACGAAUAAGAUUACUUUUUAUGCUAGUCUUGACAACCUCAUUCUUUUUUGUUGAAUUAAUUGUCGGAUAUAUUACCAAUUCAAUGGCCCUGGUUGCUGAUUCAUUUCACAUGUUAUCCGAUGUUAUUGCUCUCAUCAUUGCCUACAUUUCAGUCAUGAUGUCACCCAAAAAGUGGGCUAAAAACACUUUUGGUUGGGCUAGAGCUGAAGUUCUUGGUGCUCUGGUAAAUGCAGUUUUCCUGGUUGCCCUUUGUUUCUCUAUUCUGGUUGAAUCAAUCAAACGUUUUUACAACCCAGAAGAGCUUCAUGCACCCAUUUUAAUCUUAGGAGUUGGGUUUGCUGGCCUAGUAGUCAAUGUAAUUGGUCUAUUCCUAUUUCAUGGUUCUGGUGGUGGACAUGGUCAUUCACAUGGUGGCGGUGGCGGUCAUGGACACUCUCAUGGAGAUGGACACAGCCAUGGAGAAAAAGACAAAUCAAGUAAACAAGCCCCACAAUCAAGUGAACAGAUGAAUAUGCGAGGAGUUUUCUUACAUGUACUUGCUGAUGCCUUGGGAUCGGUUAUAGUCUGCAUUUCAGCUUUAAUAAUAAUGUUCACAAAUUGGUCAAUCAAGGAAUAUGUCGAUCCGACUUUGUCCGUUUUAUUGGUUUGCCUAAUUAUGUACAGUACUUGGCCAUUGCUGGUUGAAUCGGCCAUGAUUUUACUACAAACUGUUCCAACUCACAUUGAGGUUGAUGAUUUACGUAAAAAAUUGACUCGAGAAAUCAACGGUGUAAUUGCUGUUCACGAGUUUCAUGUUUGGCAACUUGCUGGUGACCGUAUAAUAGCUUCAGCUCACAUUCGUUGUCACAAUUUAACUGAUUACAUGCAAAUUGCGGAGAAAGUUAAAGAAUUUUUCCACAAUGAAGGAAUCCAUUCAACAACCAUUCAACCUGAAUUUGUUGAUAUCGAUUAUCAGGUCAAAUCUCUUGAUAACUCGGAAGAUUGUGCCUUAGACUGUCCUGAAAAGACAACUUGCGCCUCCAAAACAUGCUGUGAUUCUAGACGAAGUUCACCUGAUCUGAGUAGAACUAAUAACGCUUGUCGAAUGUCUGAUGAUCAUUCUAUCUGUGAUGGUGACAAUCAUAAUCAUAACCCUGUGAUUGGUAAAAGUAUCAACACUGAACUGGGAACAUUUAGAAACAUUUCAUUGGAAACUCCAGGAAAUCGAUCAACAAAGGUCAUCCUUGAUACUGAUUUGAGUCGCCAGAAAGAUGCUGGAAGUCACAAUAACAAUAACUCAUUAUCUCGAAGUCAUUAUAAUCAUAAUCAUUCACCUGGAUCUGGAAUGAAUAAUGUCUAGUUUUGGCAAUUUGUAUUUCAAAUGGUUAACAAAUUGGUCUUAUCAUCCACAAAUGCCAUCAUUUAUUAAUAAUUUCAUCUCCUAAACAUUACCAAUACAAAACACCAUUUUCAACAGUUUUCAUCAAAAGAAACCAUUUCUCGUCACAAAUUUAUCUCUUUUUCACAAUUGUUAAUCUAUUUUUGAUCAAAUUAUUUAAGCUUUUUAGUUUCACUUUUAGCUUUUGCGACAAUUGUUAUCUAUCCACCGAACAGAUUCCUAAACCAUUCAUUAUUUGAUCCAUUUUUUGUCAAAACUCUUGUCCAUCAAUCUGAUUCAAAUUGUAUACUUAUUAGGAUAAUAUUUUGAUAAUUUUUAUUUAUGUCACUAUCGUGAUUGUCCAGAACCAAGAUUACAAAUGUAAAAGAGUUUUGAUCAUUAAUUGUUGAAUUACUGUUGUAAUAUUUAAUAUACAUUGUUGACACUUUAACAUCAAACCAAUUAAACAAGUUAUUACAAACACAUAAGAA